AUGCUGGGCUGGGACGAAUAUGUGAGAAAUUUGCUUGCAGAUGGACUAUGCCAAGAUGCAGCAGUCUUUGCUUGCUCGUGUCCCAGGUUGCUGGCUGCCAAACAGCAAGGGCUGUUCGAGCAAAUGAGCCCUCAAGAAAUCAAAGCCAUUAUGAGCAGUGACCGGAAGACCUUCCUUGUCAAAGGGCUGACCAUUGGUGGUAACAAGUGCUUUGUCAUCAGGGAUAACUUUCACAUGGAUGGAGAUUACACCAUGGACAUCAGGUUGAAAAGAUGGGACAGCAACCAUCCUUGCCACAGCAUAGCCAUUGCUCGGUCCAACAAAGUCUUCAUCAUGAUCAUGGGUAAGAGAGGGGUCCAUGGAGGGACACUCAACAAAAAGGCAUUUCAGAUGGCAAACUAUAUUAGAAGGUCUGGCUGUUAG
Molecule: messenger RNA, 423 nt
Organism: Chiloscyllium plagiosum (whitespotted bambooshark)
Lineage: Eukaryota; Metazoa; Chordata; Chondrichthyes; Orectolobiformes; Hemiscylliidae
Source: RefSeq, a predicted model, not a curated record